AUGAGCAAGUCAGUUCACGCCCAGAUAUCUGGGAUUGCUAGAGAAUAUCCAUUCUCGGCAACCCUCGUGACCAUAGCAGCAUUUCUGGCAACGAUAUUCCUCGUCAUCCGAGAGAUUUUUACUCCGGUUGGGAAACGCAGACCUCCCCCUGGCAAGAGAUGCAAGCUCCCUCCUGGCCCUCGAGGAAUACCGAUAUUUGGAAGCCUGUUAGACGUUCGCAAGGUUCGGGAUGACCAAGAUCAUAUAAUAAACAACGAUCUCGCGAAAUAUGGCGAGAUGACUACUCUGCACCUCGGAUCAAAAACAUGGAUCUUGCUCAAUAGCAAGCGGGUGGUCUCGGAAAUCAUCGCAAAACGCGGCACACUAACGAAUGGCCGAAGCCCUAUGCCCAUUGCUAGUGGCAUUGUUAGCCGUAACGGACGCUCUCUUCUGCUGCCUCCCUCGGGAUGGACGGAGAAACGGCGAGUGAUGCACUCGCUUCUCAGUGGAACCGCGUUAAAACAAUAUGCAUCAUGGCAGGAAUUGGAAAGUACCCAGCUGCUUGCUGAGUAUUUGUUCCAACCGGAGCGAUGGUACCGCCAUCAUUAUCGAUACGCGAAUUCCGUGGUCCACCGCAUCGCGCUUGGGGAGCGGCUGGUCAAAUCAGGUAAAGAGCUCGAGGACCUACAAAAUGUUGUUACAUAUUUUGUGGGUAGCAUCGGAUCCAGUCUGAUCGACUGGUUUCCCGAAUUGGAUCGUCUCCCGCGAGCUUUGCAGCCAUGGCGGAAGCACUGGGAGAAACUCGGUAAUUGGAACGAAGAGGUCUACAAAUCAUGGUGGAUUCCAGUAAGAGAUAAGGUAGAGCAAGGAACAGCGCCCCCAUCAUGGGUUCGUGAUGUCCUUUUGCACCCAGACACCAAGUUUACUGGGGACGACCAGGAGGCCAUGUACGUGGCAAUGCAGCUUCUCGAGGCCGGAUCCGACACAACUCGAGAAGUAUUGAACAUCUUCGUGAUGGCAGCUCUUUGUUAUCCGAGAGUUUUCCAGAAGGCCAGGGAAGAAGUUGACCGAUUGUGUUGCACCGAAGGGGGUCUCCGUCUGCCAGGGAUUGAGGACCUUGAGCAUAUGCCCUACAUCUGCGCUCUGAUCAAGGAACUCCUGCGAUGGAGGCCAAUUUUCGUUCUGACCCCAGAUCAUGUGCUUACAUCUGACAUGGAGUUCGAGGGCUAUCACUUUCCGGCGGGCGUUGGCUUCGUGAUCAACGAGGUCCCAGUGUGCAACGAAUGCGAAGACCCGGAGGAAUUCAAGCCUGAGCGGUGGCUUGAUGGACAUGAAACUGACGCUGCACAUGGCCUGUGGCAAUUUGGCGGAGGCCGCCGAAUUUGCGUUGGUUACAGGCUGGCAUUCAGAGGACUGUUCAUCAAUGUGGCACGCUUAGUAUUAUGUUACAAUUAUGCAGCAGUAAGUGGCUAG
Messenger RNA from Aspergillus niger, 1452 nucleotides. RefSeq lists its product as uncharacterized. Gene Ontology annotation, molecular function: oxidoreductase activity, acting on paired donors, with incorporation or reduction of molecular oxygen; heme binding; iron ion binding. The coding region runs from base 1 to 1452 and encodes 483 amino acids. The record is from RefSeq and is a predicted model, not a curated record. Lineage: Eukaryota; Fungi; Ascomycota; Eurotiomycetes; Eurotiales; Aspergillaceae. The transcript is spliced from 2 exons.